GCUGGCUUUUGGCGUCCUCUAGUGGCGACUCGAAAGCGACACGUCUCUACUUGCCAGUGGUCCGUUCCGAACCCCCAAAAAUGUGGCUUAAAAUAUUAUCCAGACUCACCGAGUUCAAACCUUUGAGGGUGACUCCCUGCAGGUUGACUUCCAACGGCGGGCUGACGGUGGAACACGACCGACAGAACCGGCGCUUCGUCGUUUCCCCGUGUAGCGGGACCGGAGUCAGCGAGAGUGCCAUACUCACCUACCGAUUCACAUCGGCUAAUGAGGUGGAUCUAGUGUCCACCUUUGUCCCGGAGGCUUGUCGAGGUCAAGGGGUGGCCGCGCUCCUGUCAAAGGCUGCCCUUGACUUUGUGCUGGAGGAAAAGCUGAAGGCUUGCGUGUCCUGCUGGUACAUCAAGAAGUACAUGGAGGAUCACCCUCAUCAUCACAAUUAUAAAGAGAUUCAAAUCAGAUGACGACGCAGUGGUCAAGUAUUGUUAGCCUGAGAAAUAGAGCAAUAAAAUUUAAGUUAUAUCCGAA
This is a messenger RNA of Hippocampus comes (tiger tail seahorse), 525 nucleotides long. Its product is annotated as protein NATD1-like. The transcript has 3 exons. Bases 81 to 461 code for a protein of 126 amino acids. Lineage: Eukaryota; Metazoa; Chordata; Actinopteri; Syngnathiformes; Syngnathidae. The record is from RefSeq and is a predicted model, not a curated record.